Molecule: messenger RNA, 2994 nt
Organism: Colletotrichum gloeosporioides
Lineage: Eukaryota; Fungi; Ascomycota; Sordariomycetes; Glomerellales; Glomerellaceae
Product: putative 26S proteasome regulatory subunit-like
Exons: 3
Coding region: 1-2994 (997 amino acids)
Molecular function (GO): ATP hydrolysis activity; ATP binding
Source: RefSeq, a predicted model, not a curated record
AUGGCGACGGACAACGUACAUCAUCGAAUGACGACAAAUCCACAACCUCGAAAGUCUGGAUCGUCCCAAAGAGUCAACAAGCAACGCCAAGGAAAGGAUGCCAAACACCGGCACGUGAUGGCUAGUGCAUCUUCAGGAGGCUCAAUCCAUGCGAUGCAGGAUUAUCAGAUACAACUGGCGUUGUUGGAGCUACAAAACAAAAAGCGGCUAGCGUGGGCUCGACAAGAACAGCCUGCAGGUGGAGGUGACUAUGAUCCAGGUAAUGGUGGGAGUGAUACUUUGGAAGGAGCUACGGUUCCGACCCAGGUCGACGAUCCAGCGUCUCGGGAGACAACCCAGCCACAUUACACAAUAUCGGAAGAUGAGAUAGGCACUUUGGCAUACAAAACAGGUGCUCCUCAACAUAUCGAACCCUCCAGCCGUUCAGGUGCUGCGCAGGCCGUUAUAGCAAAGCUGUCUGAUAAGGAACGAGAGCCCACAAAUUCACGCCACCCUAAAGCAACGGUAUCUGGGUGCUCCGGUCAGCUUAGGUCUGUGGAGUCAUCUCUACCGACAUUCCCCUCGGAAUGCGCCUCUCAUGCAGUAUCACAACGGAAUUUACACGGCCACAGCCCAUCAUCUAUAGCUCAAAGACGGAAGCAGCCCGAUAAGACUCACUGGAUCUUGGAAGCAACUCAAGAGACGCAAAAGAUGAACCAGAACCAUGGGCUUCGCUAUAGUCCAGCAGAUGCAUCUGAGGUAUUCGAGACAGGUGAACUUUUCACAGAACAAUGCUUUUCCUCGGGACUUGAUGCGGGAGCUACUACCCCCAACAGCUCAGAAGACAUCCAGAUGGUUAUUCCUGAGACAGACGAGGUCCCCGACGAAGCAUUUUCGGACCCUCUCAGCGCCGAACAGACAUCUUCAACGUGUUUCAAUGUCCUUCAAAAGAUGAAACAACGAAUUCAGCAGCUAGAAGCAGAGAAUGAAAAGCUAAGCCGUCCGCCGCCGGCCGUGGCUGUCAGAGUGCGAAUCUUCCACUGCCUUCAGAAUGAAGACAUGGACGAACAUACCUACCUCUCGGAACCAGAAUGGAUGGUCAACGAAGACGACAUCCGUCUCAGUGCCCGAUCUCUAUUAAUGGACCCUAAAAGAUACAUCAAAAAAGAGAAAGGCAUCUCAUUUGUUGUCUACAAGUGUUACUCAGAAGACCAUCAGAGAGACGCAGUGGAAGAAGCAAGGAAGUUUUCCGGGCCACUGCCACACCCGGUACCUGCCUACCAGGACAUAUUGCUAACCUCGAAGGAGAUGGUGGACGCUGUGAAGGCAUUCUUCGCGCUACAUCCUGCGUCUCGUGGGGAGUUCCCCAAGGUCAACACGGAUGACAGGUUGUCAGCGCCCUUCAUAUGGUGGUACCAUCAUCGCAAGUCAAAUAAAAUCGGAUGCCUGCCGCACCGUCAAGCCGAGUUGGUCAAUGCACUUAUCGGCCACAUCGAACAGGCUUAUGCGCCGUUAUACGACAACAUAGACGAACAACUCAGCAGAGGCUUUGUGUCGAAUGCUUCCAUGGAAUAUCUCUUUCGACCGGGUCAAGUUCUGAUCUCGUUCACGGAUGGUAUCCCACAAGGUCACAUUGCAAUAUCUCGCCCUUUUACCUACUCCGAUGAACCUGACGAUUACGCCAUUAUUCCAACGUCAAAGAGACGUCGAGAUCCCUCAGAGAAGUACUUGUCGCAAUGGAACAUAUCAACGCGUUCAAUCUCCUACCGUGGGAACUUUGUUCGGGUGGAAGAGAAGCUCAAGAUCGAGUUCGAGACGGAGACUGAGACCGGAGAAAUUGAUAUCUCGACCUUACCUGUCGUUCCGCUUGAGUACACUUCAGAGGCAGUGCAGGAACGAUUAAGACGCCGUGGCCACACAAUCUGGAAAUGUCGGGAGAAGCGACUCAUCUCCUACCAAGGCAAACGGCAAAUUCACACGGGAGAAAGAUUCAUGAUUGACUACGACACGUAUACGAGCCUCCAUCCAGUUAAUUCGUAUGCGAUGAAGGCUACCAAGGCAGUGGCUGAACCGGGCUUGCCUGCAGAUGGCAGUGAACCCCGCGCUCCUGAGAUCUAUCUCUUUCCAAACAUGGUCCCUGGCUUUGAUCUGAGACGCAAGACAUGGGUUGACGUUGAGGUCGACCAAAUCAAGGACGUUGUCUGGAAUGAACAUGCCUUCAAGAGUCUAGUGGCUGACGAAGAUAUGAAGUCACUUAUUCUGGCGCUUGUCACGAACCAAAUUGACGCCAAAAGAGGCACGGAUAUUAUCCAUAACAAGGGGAACGGUCUCAUCAUGUUGCUUCAUGGCUCUCCAGGUACUGGCAAAACGUUUACCGCCGAAUCCGUCGCCGAAAUAGCCAAGAAACCUUUAUACUCGGUAACCUGCGGCGACAUAGGCACGAAUCCUGCUGAUGUCGAGAAAAACCUCGAGUCCGUCUUCCACCUCGGCAAGAUUUGGGACUGCGUUGUGCUUCUGGAUGAGGCCGAAAUCUUCCUCGAGCAACGCACUGUGCAAGACCUCCAACGGAACGCACUUGUCUCCGUAUUCUUUCGCGCCCUAGAAUAUUACGAUGGGAUCUUGAUUCUUACGACAAAUCGCGUGGGGACCUUCGACGAGGCGUUCAAGUCUCGAAUUCAACUCGCACUCAGGUACGAAAAGUUGGAGGCCUACCAACGCAAGCAAAUUUGGAAGAACUUCUUCGAGCGGCUCAAGGGCAUUGCAGAGGAGGACAACAUUGACUUCGAUGAUAUUUCGCUGCACAUAGACGAACUGACCAGGCACCCGAUGAACGGACGACAGAUCCGAAAUACGAUCACCACCGCACGGCAGCUCGCCAAGUUCAUGGGAAAGAAGAUGGUGUUUUCGCAUCUGCAACGAACCAUAGCAAUCACGAACAAGUUUGAUCAAUACUUGGCUGACGUUUGGGAAGCUGACGUGGAGGAACAUGGUGGAAGAGGCUUGGAUGGCAGGUAA